AUGUCUAAUAUUAAGCGGACGGGUGUUACGACGGAGGUGGUGGUGCCUAACAAAAAGAUGUCACGGCAUGCUCGUUAUAAUAAAAAACGAAAGCUUGAAAAGGAGAGACAGAACCCAAGAGAAACGAAAUCUGACUUAAUUGCAAUACAAAAUCUGAUUUUAUUAUUGAAACAAGUACCAGUACCUAGCUCAAUUAUACAAAUAGACGAUGUUAUUUUUGAUCCAAACCGGGAUGACCUUACCAAAUUAUUAUCGAACAUAUUACGGCAAAAAUUGUCUUCGUAUAUAUGUGGUCUAACAGACACAGGGUUAUUCACCUCAAUAAUUGUCACCGGACCCAAUAUGCAACUCGUGGCUUAUGUACACAAGAUAAAAUUUUAUACAUCGAACAAGAGUGGAAAAGCACCCCUAUCUGUCCGUCGGAUCGUAUAUCGUCAAAAAAAAGAUAAAACUCGUGAAAAGGUUUUGGUUGAAGAAUUAUUGAUUGAGAUAUUAGUUCGGGAAUUGAGAUUAACAGGUUCUGUCGGGACGCCUGAGAUUCCAUCCGAUUUUCAAGAAUUUUCGUCAUACCUAUAA
Paraglomus brasilianum is the source of this 576-nucleotide messenger RNA. The record is from the annotation of a GenBank genome assembly. NCBI's taxonomy places the organism in Eukaryota, Fungi, Glomeromycota, Glomeromycetes, Paraglomerales, Paraglomeraceae.